Nakaseomyces glabratus is the source of this 2277-nucleotide messenger RNA. RefSeq names its product protein serine/threonine phosphatase (gene FCP1). Gene Ontology annotation, cellular component: nucleus. Lineage: Eukaryota; Fungi; Ascomycota; Saccharomycetes; Saccharomycetales; Saccharomycetaceae. The record is from RefSeq and is a predicted model, not a curated record. Gene Ontology annotation, molecular function: RNA polymerase II CTD heptapeptide repeat phosphatase activity.
AUGAGUACACCUGUUCUUACUCCAAUGGGGUUGCCAUACCCUAUUACUGUAGAUGAGUUGAUGGUGCCCAUAGGUAGCUAUGUGGAAAAAGGUCAACGUUUGUUUGCAUAUAAGUUUUGGUAUAUGGUUGAGAUUGCCAAUUCACCAGACGAUAACGACAUAGAUUAUGAAGGACCAGAGAUUGAAAAAUCUAAAAGAAAAGUCAGGGAGUCAAUCGAAUUCUAUGAGGCACCUUUUGAAGGCGACCUUUUAUCCUGGAACGUUGAUGAGAAAGAUGAAAUUGCUGGCCCAAAUAUGGCUGUAUGUGAAAUAAAAAGACCUUGUAACCAUGAUAUAGUUUAUGGUGGCCUUUGUACAAUGUGUGGAAAGGAAGUCGAUGAGUAUGACCAAGUGGAUGCAAACCUGACCAUUUCACAUACUGACACAAAUCUGCGAGUCAGCAGAAAGGAAGCUAUAGACUUAGAUAAACAGAUAACUACCCGGUUAAAGAAUGAAAAAAAAUUAGUAUUGGUAGUUGAUUUAGACCAAACUGUAAUCCAUUGUGGUGUGGACCCAACAAUAGGCGAGUGGAAAGCCGACCCUUCCAAUCCAAACUACGAAACGUUAAAAGAUGUCAAAUGCUUCUCAUUAGAAGAGGAACCAAUUUUACCACUAAUAUAUAUGGGACCAAAACCACCAGUACGAACAUGUUGGUACUAUGUUAAGAUCAGACCAGGGUUGAAGGAAUUCUUUGAGAAAAUCGCGCCUUUAUACGAGAUGCAUAUAUAUACAAUGGCUACCAGAGCAUAUGCUUUAGAGAUUGCCAAGAUAAUAGAUCCAGAUAAAUCUCUUUUCGGCGAUAGAAUACUUUCUAGAGAUGAAAAUGGCUCAUUAACACAGAAGUCGUUAACUAGACUUUUUCCAACUGACCAGUCUAUGGUUGUUGUAAUAGACGAUAGAGGUGAUGUUUGGAAUUGGUGUCCAAAUUUAAUUAAAGUUGUGCCUUAUAACUUUUUUGUGGGCGUUGGAGAUAUUAAUUCCAACUUCCUACCGAAGCAGCAAACUACCAUGCUACAAUUAGGGAGACGAACACGCCAAAAAAUCAAAGAGUCAGAGGAGUUAUUGACAGAUAUUAUGGAUACAGAAAAAAAACUACAGGAAAAAAUUGAUGAAGAAGUUAAAAGGCAAGAAGAAAAGCUAAAUCACCAAAUGGCCACCGCUGAAGAAAGCACCGACCAAGAAUCCAAGGAAAAGAUAGCUAAGAAGCUUGAAUUCUCCGCGUCAUUGGAAGUCCAGCAACAAAAUAGACCUUUAGCAAAACUCCAGAAACACUUACACGAUCAACGUUUACUGAUCGAUGAUGAUGAUGAAUUGUUUUAUUUGAAAGAUACUCUGGCAUACAUACAUAAGGAAUUCUACCAUUUAUUGGAAGAUGCUAGUGACCAAAAUGAAGCCGAUAUUACCAUGUUACUUCCUAAGUUAAAGAAAAAAGUAUUCAAAGAAUGUCAUUUCGUUUUUUCUGGUUUGAUUCCAUUGGGUACUGACAUCAAAAGGGCGGAUAUAGUUAUCUGGACCAGUCUUUUUGGUGCUGAAAGUACAUCUGAUAUAGAUGAACACACAACUCAUGUAGUCACUAAGACUCCGGGCACCUACAAAGCACGGCUCGCAAAAGCAUUUAACCCCGAUAUCAAAGUUGUACACCCAGAUUGGAUUUUUGAAUGUCUGGCAUCAUGGAAGCGCAUUGAUGAAAAACCAUACUUGUUAAUAGUUGAGCAACCUGUUUCAGAAGAUGAAUUGAUUGAAUUCAAAAAGAAGCUAGAACAAAAGAAAAAGAAGUUAGAGGAAUUAGAAAUUGAAGAGGAGGAAGAGCUCAAUGAGAGGGCUAAUCAAAUGGAACCUACAAUGCCAUUAUUUGGUGGAGAUACUUCAUGGCUUAACGACGAUGAGGAUGAGGUUGAAUUUGGCUCAGAUGAUGAUAACUCAGAUGAAGAUAGCCUUAUAUCAGAAGACACUGAUAAUGGCUUGGCCGCAAAUGGUAAUUCUUCUGAAUCUUCAAUAACAAACAAAGUUCCUGAGGCCACAGAAGAUGUACUAAACAAUCCAUCGGAUACCCAAAAUGAAGAGGAUCAAAUUCCAAACGGUAAUGGUAAUCAUCUUCCAAAGAGGCCAAUCGAUGAUGUAUCUGAAAACGCUCACGAGAUGGCAAGUAAGAAACAACUAACUUCAAAAGAUGAUGACAGAUCUAGUGAUGUUGAAUCAGAUUUUGAAGAAGAUCUUCUGAAUGCUCUAGAUGAUUAG